This is a messenger RNA of Necator americanus (New World hookworm), 1182 nucleotides long. RefSeq lists its product as uncharacterized. The coding region runs from base 1 to 1182 and encodes 393 amino acids. Gene Ontology annotation, cellular component: cytosol. The transcript is spliced from 11 exons. The record is from RefSeq and is a predicted model, not a curated record. Lineage: Eukaryota; Metazoa; Nematoda; Chromadorea; Rhabditida; Ancylostomatidae. Gene Ontology annotation, molecular function: metalloaminopeptidase activity. Gene Ontology annotation, biological process: proteolysis.
AUGAUGGAGGUAGAAGAGCGCAGGUGUGAGGGGUUCGAGUGCGGUAAGCCAGCGAAACUACGGUGUCCGACAUGCAUCAAACUGGGUUUGAAGGACUCUUUCUUCUGUGACCAGGCUUGUUUCAAAGCAAAUUGGGCUCUGCAUAAAAAUCAACACAAUGACCCAAAUGCACCCUACAAUCCAUGGCCUAACUACAAUUUCACCGGACCACUUCGUCCAGCCAAACUCACACCGAAGAGAACGGUACCUCAGUCGAUCACUCGUCCUGACUAUGCUUUCCACCCAGAAGGUGUUUCUUUUGAGGAAAGACAAGCGAAGAAAAACAGAGAAGUGAAAGUUUUGGAUGAUGCGGAAAAAGAAGGUCUUCGUGUUGCUUGUCGCCUAGGGAGGGAAGUUCUGAACGAAGCUGCAAUGGCUUGUGCACCUGGCGUAACAACAGACGAGAUCGACCGUGUUGUGCAUGAAGCUUGCGUUGAAAGGAACUGUUAUCCGAGUCCAUUAGGGUACCACAACUUUCCAAAAAGUUGCUGCACUUCCGUCAACGAGGUCAUCUGUCAUGGGAUACCUGAUCUGCGUAUUCUUGAAAAUGGCGAUUUGUGUAAUGUAGAUGUGACGGUUUAUCAUCGCGGAUUUCAUGGAGACUUGAACGAAACCUUUUUGGUUGGUGACAAAGUCGAUGAGGAGUCUCGAAAGCUUGUUCGUGUUACUUACGAAUGUCUACAACAGGCAAUAGCUAUCGUCAGACCGGGAGUAAAAUUCCGUGAAAUUGGGAACGUCAUCCAGAAGCACGCAAGUGCUAACGGGUUUUCUGUCGUCAAAGCGUACUGCGGUCAUGGAAUUCACAGACUUUUUCACACAGCUCCAAACAUACCUCAUUAUGCAAUGUCGUACGCCGAGGUUUUUGCAUGGAGCACACUCUCCUGGCUAGCGAGUAUCGAGAACUCUGCAACGGGUGUUAUGAAAGCGGGUAACUCGUUUACGAUCGAACCGAUGAUUAAUGCCGGCAGCUACCAUGAUGAUCGUUGGCCUGAUGAUUGGACUGCCGUUACGACGGAUGGCAAGCGAUCAGCGCAAUUUGAACAAACACUCUUGGUUACUGAAAACGGUUGUGAUGUUCUAACAGCUCGCGAAGGAAAUCGACCGUGGUUCAUGGAUCAAAUCGAUCAGCAUUACAGCAAAUAA